UACAUGCCUCUAGUUUAUAUUUAUGGCAUACACUGUUUUCUGCUUGUUGAGGGAAACAGGCCUGUGUAGUGUUGUGGGAUUGAGAGUGAUGAAUAUUGACAUGCGUAACUGAAUAGUUAUUUACACUGAAACUUCAUUCCAGGAUUACAGCGAAAUAAUGGUCCUCACAAAGGAAUAUCGGAUAUGUAUGCCUUUGACUGUUGAAGAGGUAUUAUUUACUACAGUAUCAGAUUGGGCAGCUGUACAUGAUAGCUCGUCACAGCCAUGAGCAGACGGAUUCGGGGGAAGGUGUGGAGGUGGUUGAGAAUGUUGCGUGUGAGGAUCCAGAAUAUGGGCAGGGACAGUACACGGAGAAAAGGAUACAUCUUUCGAGUCGACUUCCAUACUGGAUCCAGUCAUUCAUACCAAAAGUAUUUUACGUGACAGAAAAAGCAUGGAACUAUUACCCAUUUACCAUCACAGAAUAUACAUGCUCAUUUAUACCAAAGUUCAGUAUUUCUAUCAAGACAAAGUAUGAAAAUAACAAUGGAAGCACAGAUAAUUGUCUUAAUCUGGAUACCGACGCCCUAAAUGAAAGAACUGUAGAGUUUGUCGACAUAGCGUAUGAUGAAGUAAAUCCGAAGCACUACAAGGAGGAGGAGGAUGUGAGGUACUUUCAGUCUCGGAAGACUGGCAGGGGACCUUUGGUUGAGGGAUGGAGAGAGACUGUCAUCCCCAUCAUGUGCUCAUAUAAGAUUGUCCAAGUUUCGUUUGAAGUGUGGGGCCUUCAGACCAGAGCUGAAGAUUUGAUUCAAAGGAGUAUCCGAGAGAUCUUGCUACUUGGACACAGACAGGCGUUUGCUUGGAUAGACGAAUGGUACGGUAUGACACUGGAAGAUGUCAGGAUGUACGAAGAGCAAAUGCAACGUGAAACCAACACUAAGGUGGCGGGGAACGGCAGGUCUGAUGUGGCUACAACAAAGGGGACUGCACGAAGAUCCCCUAAUGAAGCGGUUGACGCUGGGUCCUCAUCAACCCCAGCAGCACACACACCUACAACACCUUCUACCCCUUGUACACCUAAGUCAAAGUCAUGGUUCUCAUGGUCGUAGUGAAUUAAAGAUGGAAUACCAAGCACUUCUACUUAGGUAGUAAAUAACGUUCCACUUUUUCAAUGUAAAACUUUCCACACUCUUAUAAUGUGCCAUUGGUUUAACACAUGAAAGUACCCAGUGUUACCAAACAUUCUAGUUAUUUUACAGUACAAUAUUGCAUUUUCAGAGGCUCCUGAUUUCCUACCUUUUUAUUUGGUUCAGAGAAUGGAUUAAAUAAAAUGAAUUAUAUGAUGACGUGAAUAAUGUGUGCAUAUGUCGUGUGGGAUCACCCGGGCGCGUGGAACAAACCGCAGAGCCAUCCAAGCAGAAGAGUGUGAUACACCUCCCACCUGGCCAGGUUGCCGAGACAAGCCUACAUGCCAACAGUCACAAACAAAACAGACCCAGUUUACAGUAGAUGCCGGAAAUGCUCCCUUGUGUUACACAUGUUCCUGGCACCUCCAUUCACGCAUUUCAGAUCCUGUUUUGGCCUACUUUCCUUAUUUUGAAGAAAGUAGGCUUAUGAGAUCACCUUGCUGUCUGUGUAUGUGUCCCCUCCUAUCAACUUGUGAAUGCCUGAACCAAACUGUAUGAAAGUCUAUAUGUAUAUCAAGAAACCUGAGCCCAUUUCAGUGACAUACUUCAUAAAUCCCUCCGUCCUGUCUGUGUGUCUGUAUCAUCCCCUAUCGUCUGGGUAAUGACAGUAAACACGUUCCCACAGCGAGUGCGCGCAACAAUAGAAGAAUUGUUGGAUUCAUCAGUUUCUGUGCUGUCCA
Messenger RNA from Cryptotermes secundus, 1849 nucleotides. It is a transcript of the gene rdgBbeta, whose product is annotated as cytoplasmic phosphatidylinositol transfer protein 1. Gene Ontology annotation, molecular function: phosphatidylinositol binding; phosphatidylinositol transfer activity. The transcript is spliced from 8 exons. Gene Ontology annotation, cellular component: cytoplasm. Gene Ontology annotation, biological process: phospholipid transport. Lineage: Eukaryota; Metazoa; Arthropoda; Insecta; Blattodea; Kalotermitidae. The coding region runs from base 246 to 1091 and encodes 281 amino acids. The record is from RefSeq and is a predicted model, not a curated record.